Molecule: messenger RNA, 1211 nt
Organism: Cucurbita pepo subsp. pepo (vegetable marrow)
Lineage: Eukaryota; Viridiplantae; Streptophyta; Magnoliopsida; Cucurbitales; Cucurbitaceae
Source: RefSeq, a predicted model, not a curated record
AAUUUAUUUAUCCUUUUCCGUCCUCUUUCUCCUCAUCGUUAACUUCAGACACUUCUUGCUAUGGCUAUGUUGUCUUUACGAUCUCUCCGGAGAUCCUCACUCUCCACUCUCCCACCCUGCUCCAUCCGAUGGCUCUCAGUUAAUCAGUUAUCGACUUCUUCGUCUUCGUCGGUUUCUGCUUCAAUUUCGGCUGACGAUCGGUUUCGGAUCCCUUCUUUUAUUGGUUCCUUUCUCAAAUUGACCUCAGGAAUUUUGCUAGGAUCUGGAUUAGGGUUUCUUUAUGCGUCUGGUAGUUCUGCUACUUCAGCACUUGCUCUUGCGGAGUCAACUGCUGUGGAUAGUGUUGAAGAUGGCGUUGUUGAGCAGCCGUGUUCGAAUUCGUUUUUUAGGAAAUUUUCUCUACCGGAAAUCUCCUCCAAGUUUCUGUUUAAAGAGGAGUUUCGUCGAAAGGUAUUCUUCAAUUACGAGAAACGUAUUCGAUUGUACAGCCCUCCGGAGAAGGUCUUUGAGUAUUUUGCAUCAUUUCGUGCGCCAGAUGGAGAAUUACUCAUGAGACCAAUGGAUCUAAUGCGGGCUGUGAUUCCUGUCUUUCCACCUUCCGAGUCGCAUCUGGUAAGAGAUGGAUAUUUAAGUGGGGAAAGGAACCCUGGGAUGCUUCGUUGUGCCCCUUCGGAUUUGCUCAUGCUUUUUGAUAUAAACAAUGAUGGGCUUGUUUCUUUCAAAGAGUAUAUUUUUUUGAAAACACUACUCAGCAUCCCAGAAUCAAGUUUUCUUGUGACGUUUAAAAUGUUUGACCGCAACGAUGAUGGGUAUGUUACGUUUACCUUGUUCAAUAAGUUUACUUUCACAAUGAUGGAUAACAUCAGUCUUGUGGUUUUAAACCUCAAAAAUUAUUUUUAUUAUUUGGAAAAACUAACCUCCUGUUUUAAUAGUUUCAUGCUCCAUAAUAGAUCCAUGAUUGUUCUCUAUGGGCAAGGGCCCUAUCAUCAUGGUCUUCUCUGCACUUUUUUAUGUGCUGAACAAUUUAUUUUUUGGAUUGAUUUUGUUCCCUGCAUUUUGAGUUUACUGACUGGUAUUACAAUUGAGCUGACUCUCUCCCUCUUUAUGGAUUUGUCUUAUUAAUUACUUGUUCAUUUCGUGCUUUUCUAAUUUAGAUGGAUGAGAAUAUAAUAGGAUCCGGUAGUUUUCAUAUAAGAAUAGUCAAGAUGCAC